Molecule: messenger RNA, 1263 nt
Organism: Parnassius mnemosyne (clouded apollo)
Lineage: Eukaryota; Metazoa; Arthropoda; Insecta; Lepidoptera; Papilionidae
Source: the annotation of a GenBank genome assembly
AUGACAGAAGUACAGUUGCAAGAGUUUAAACUAGAGCCAGAUUCGGAACUUCGUUUUGAAGUCGAAUCCAAAAAUGAAAAAGUUGUACUAGAGGUUAAAAGCGGUUACGCUGAGCUGUUUGGCACAGAACUUGUUAAGGGGAAACCGUACGAAUUCCACACAGGUGCUAAGGUAGCAGUGUUUACGUGGCACGGCUGCACUGUUGAGCUUAGAGGUAGAACUGAAGUCAGUUAUGUGGCUAAGGAAACACCAAUGGUAAUUUACCUAAAUGUACAUGCAGCUUUAGAACAACAACGUGUUGCAGCCGAGCAGGAGAACACACGGGGGCCGGUGACCAUGAUAGUUGGUCCAGGAGAUGUUGGCAAAUCUACCCUCACACGGUUACUGCUCAACUAUGCAGUGAGAAUGGGCAGAAGACCUAUAUAUGUUGAUCUGGAUGUUGGCCAAGGCCACAUCAGUGUGCCUGGAACUAUUGGUGCAUUACUUGUUGAACGACCAGCGUCUAUUGAGGAAGGAUUUAGUCAGCAAGCACCACUAGUAUAUCACUUUGGCCACAAGUCCCCAGAAGAAAAUAUUGAGUUGUACAAUACAAUAGUUUCCAGAUUAGCAGAGGUCAUUGCGGAGAGAUGUGAGAAUAACAGAAAAGCGUCAACAUCCGGCGUCAUAAUAAACACAUGUGGUUGGAUCAAAGGCGCAGGUUAUAAAGUCCUCACACAUGCAGCGCAAGCUUUUGAGGUAGAUGUGAUAUUAGUAUUAGAUAACGAGAGACUUUACAAUGAACUAAAAAGAGAUAUGCCAAAGUUUGUGAAAGUUGUCUACUUACCGAAGAGUGGUGGGGUGGCGGAGCGGUCGGCGGCGCAGCGCGCGGAGGGCCGCGACGCGCGCAUCCGCGAGUACUUCUACGGGCGCCGCACGCCCUACUACCCGCACUCCUUCGACGUCAAGUACUCCGACCUCAAGAUAUACAAGGUGGGCGCGCCGUCGCUGCCGGACUCGUGCAUGCCGCUGGGCAUGCGCGCGGCCGAGGCGCUCACCAAGCUGGUGGGCGUGGCGCCCGCGCCCGCGCUGCAGCACCGCCUGCUGGCCGUCUCCUUCGCGCACGAGCCCGACGACCACGUGCCGCACUGCAACCUCGCCGGCUUCGUCUGCGUGACGGCAGUGGACCCUGAGAGGCAGGUGAUGACGAUCCUGUCUCCGCAGCCUCGGCCGCUACCCAACACUGUGCUGCUGCUCUCCGAGCUCCAGUACAUGGACAAUCACUAG